This is a messenger RNA of Prunus avium (sweet cherry), 612 nucleotides long. Lineage: Eukaryota; Viridiplantae; Streptophyta; Magnoliopsida; Rosales; Rosaceae. The record is from RefSeq and is a predicted model, not a curated record.
UACUCGAGGCUUCAAGUGCAGCACCACCAGCAUCAUCAUUUGAACUCAAAACCUAGCUCAAUUAGACCUCAUAAUCAUAGACCAAAAGCCAAUGUGAAUUGGUCAUCUGGAGGGCCUGGAAUGCAAGCUAUAUUCCUGGAUUCUUCUAGCCAAAGAUCAUGUGGCACUGGCGUUUUUCUUCCUCAAAGAGCAGGCUCCAACUCCCACAAAACUAAAAACCCAGCUUGUGCUCCUGUUCUUCUGCCCUCCCGUGUGGUUCAAGCUCUCAACCUCAAUGUUCAUGCCCUAGGCCUCCAAAUUUCACCCCGACAAGAUGUUAAGGAUCAUAAACGAAAAGACGGCGAUUGUAUUUCGGCUCAUAAUAAAAGUGGAAAUAAAGAUGUUCCAUCGACUCAAUGCUACAUUAUUUCUCAAAAUCCAAAUUCUUCCCCGGAGUUAUUUCUUCCCAAGGAAUGGACAUACUAGCGGAGAAUGUGUGGAACAAUUAUACAUGUAUACAAGAGAAACUCGUCAUAAAAGGCUAAUCUCUCCUGGCUAUAUGAUUGAUGUGCUUUAAAUAAUCUUGAUCAUGUUAUGUAGCUUUAAAUAAUAUCAGCUCGAUGUUCCGUUUUG